Molecule: messenger RNA, 7328 nt
Organism: Anas platyrhynchos (mallard)
Lineage: Eukaryota; Metazoa; Chordata; Aves; Anseriformes; Anatidae
Gene: PTGS1
Product: prostaglandin-endoperoxide synthase 1
Biological process (GO): response to oxidative stress; cyclooxygenase pathway
Cellular component (GO): neuron projection; cytoplasm
Molecular function (GO): heme binding; peroxidase activity; prostaglandin-endoperoxide synthase activity
Source: RefSeq, a predicted model, not a curated record
CGGCGGGGGCGGGGGCGGCGGGGCCGGGCCGGGCAGCGGCGGCCCGCGGCGGAGCUGCCUCUCGCCAUGGGCGGUGGGUGCCGGCCCCGGGCCCCCCCGGCCGGGCUGCGGCUUCUGCUCGGCCCCGCGCUGCUGCUCUGCGCCGCCGGGAGCGCCGCGGCCGCCGGCACCGGCACCGUGAACCCGUGUUGCUAUUACCCCUGCCAGCACCAAGGGGUGUGCGUGCGGGUCGGCCUGGAAGGCUACGAGUGCGACUGCACGCGGACGGGGUACUUCGGGACUAACUGCACCUCGCCCGAGCUCUGGACGCGCCUCCACAACCUGCUGAAGCCCAGUCCCGCCUUCUACCACUUCGUCCUGACUCACUUCAGGUGGUUUUGGGACAUCAUCAACAGCACCUUCAUCAGGGACACGCUGAUGAGGCUCGUGCUCACAGUUCGUGCCAACCUCAUCCCCAGCCCCCCCACCUUUAACUCCAACUACGGCUACAUCAGCUGGGAGGCCUACGCCAACGUCAGCUACUACACCCGCAUCCUCCCACCCGUGCCAGAUGACUGCCCCACGCCCAUGGGGACCAAAGGGAAGCGGCAGCUCCCCGACGCCCAGCUCCUGGCGGAGAGGUUCCUGCUGCGGCACAAGUUCGAAGCCGAUCCCCGGGGCACCAACCUGAUGUUUGCCUUCUUCGCCCAGCAUUUCACCCACCAGUUCUUCAAGACGUCCGGGAAGAUGGGGCGAGGCUUCACCAAGGCGCUGGGGCACGGGGUGGACCUGGGGCACUUGUACGGGGACAACCUGCAGCGCCAGCACCAGCUGCGGCUCUUCAGGGACGGGAAGCUCAAAUUCCAGGUGGUGGAUGGAGAGGUGUACCCCCCCUCGGUCACCGAAGCGCCGGUCCACAUGGUGUACCCGCCUGCCGUCCCCAAGGAGAAGCAGCUGGCGAUGGGUCAGGAGGUGUUCGGGCUCCUGCCGGGGCUCUGCAUGUACGCCACGCUCUGGCUGCGUGAGCACAACCGCGUCUGCGACAUCCUGAAGCGGGAGCACCCCACCUGGAGCGACGAGCAGCUCUUCCAGACGGCUCGGCUCAUCCUCAUCGGGGAGACCAUCAAGAUCGUCAUUGAAGACUACGUGCAGCACCUCAGCGGGUACUUCCUCAGCCUCAAGUUCGACCCCGAGCUGCUGUUCGGGAGGCAGUUCCAGUACCGGAAUCGCAUCGCGGUGGAGUUCAACCAGCUCUAUCACUGGCACGGGCUGAUGCCGGACUCCUUCGUCAUCCAGGGGGAAGAGUACAGCUACGAGCAGUUUCUCUACAACACCUCCAUGCUCCUGGACUAUGGCGUGGAGGCCCUGGUGGAGUCCUUUUCCAAGCAGACCGCGGGGAUGAUCGGCGGGGGGCAAACCAUCAACGCCAACGUCCUGAAAGUGGCCGUCGGGGUCAUCAUGGAGUCGCGGCAGCUGAGGCUGCAGCCCUUCAAUGAGUAUCGGAAGAGGUUUGGCAUGAAGCCCUACAAAUCCUUCCAGGAGCUCACAGGAGAGGAGGAGAAGGCUGCAGAGCUGGAGGAGCUCUAUGGAGACAUCGAUGCGCUGGAGUUUUACCUGGGCUUGCUGCUUGAGAAACCCCAACCCAACGGCAUUUUCGGAGAAAGCAUGGUGGAGAUCGGAGCUCCCUUUUCCCUGAAGGGGCUUCUCGGAAACCCCAUCUGCUCCCCGGAGUACUGGAAGCCCAGUACCUUUGGCGGAGCGACUGGCUUUGAGAUAGUCAAGACAGCAUCCCUGGAGAAGCUGGUGUGCCUCAACGUGAAGAGGUGCCCGUACGUGGCCUUCCAUGUGCCGGACGCCGCGGCAGGAGGCACGGCUGGCAGCAGCCGGGGCGGUGGUGGUGGGCCCUCUACGGAGCUCUAGCACCUCCACUCUGCACAGGCAGCGGCGGGGCUGGGGAACCCACCCCGUGCCCGGCAGGAGCAGGACCGACGAUCGUCUGCCCUGGGCAGGCUCCAGCCCAGCCCCACGCCGGCAGGGAGAGGCUGGUGCCCGCUCUGGGAAGAGCUCAAGAGCCCAGGCAGAAGAGCUGCCAUCGCCCGUGCUCAGCAGAACUGUUCCUCUUCCCAGCCCCUGCCUUGUGCUAAGCCACGUUCGGGCUCUCCGGGGACCCCCAGCACCCGGGGGUGCUCCCGGCUCCUCUGCUCCUGCUCAGCCUCAGCUCCUGCUGCUUCCCAGCACCAGCAGCCCCUCUUCUGCAGGGGCGUCCCCGCUCGGAUGGAGAGGGGCACGGUGCACAGGGAGCGCUCCCAGCCUUGUCUUCCACACGUGGCAACGAGGGAGGGAUGGGGAUGAUGCGCUGCAGACGUCCGUCUGCCCUUCCUUCCUUUCUGGCCCAGCUCGGGCUGCGCUCUCACCUGGCUCUCCUGCAGCCUGCUUGGCUCUGGCUCGGCCCAGCCCAGCCCAGCAGCCUCAUUUGCCUGGCCUGGGACAAACAAGCAUCCCAGGCACGCCGGGUGCAGCGGUGUGGCCGUGCCAGCUGCCCAGCCCUGGGUCUCAGUGAGAUUCCCAGGCCCCUGUGCCCCUGGCACCGCGCUGGCCCCGUCACACACGAUGCCACCUCUGUGCCCAUCACCCGUUAAGGCUCUUGCACCCUAUGCUCGUUACACCGCCCUGCAUUAAUAGCUGAGUAAACGACGUCCCCCAAGGCACACUGAACUUGCUUGUCCCGCUCCACAGCUCGCAGAUGUAAGCCAUCGCCAGCAACGUGAUGCGAUCGCUGGAAGCCAGGGUCGCUGGCCUUGGUCCCAGUCAGAUCCCAGAAAAUGGACCUCUCGAAUAAACAUUAUUAAAAACCACUCUCAUUUCCUCCAGCAAGUUUUCAAGCUCUCCCUCAGCAGAGCCAGGCCAAGGCAGAGUGCCCAGGGCCAGCAGGAGCUGGGAGAGCAGACGUCUCGGCGGCGCUGGUGGAAGGUGAGUGCUCAGCCGGGCUGUCGAUGUGAGCUCACCAGCACCGUGCCCGUGUCAGUAACCAGCUGUGUGAGAAGAAACAAGCAGAGCUUCCCAGCUCCCUGUGCUUCAGCAGGGGCCGUGCCACAGCCUCCAUGAAGGUUUUGGCCCCGCUGCUUCCCACCGGCCACCAAUGCCCCACAAACCUGCUGCUGGUGACACAGAGCUUAAGCUAAGCCCAGCACCGGGCACUUCUAUCACGUGAAAUCCACCCCUGAGGGCACAAACAGCCCCAGCUGCAGGCGAGGCUGCAGCUCCCCGCUGUGCUGAGUGGCUGGAGGAGCUGGAGGGACCCCGGUCCUGUGCUUCUGCUCUGUCUUGGAGAGCCCCCGCAUCAGGGCUUGAGACAGCAGCAUGCGGCCAAUUCACCAGUGAAACCUGGCAGUACCGUCUGCUAGGUGGGCAGUGCUCCUGCUCUCGGUACUCUUGGGUGAGAAAACUUCCACAAAAACCGCCCAGAGAAGCUGUCCCACCACAUCCCUCCAUCUGUAGGUCCUAGUCCCCUGCAGACCCCUGCUCUGCCGCACUGCACACGCUGCUGCUGAGGAAGGCACGGGUGUGCAGGACGUGCCUGGGCACCAACACGCCCAGCCCACCACAGCCCAAAAUGUGGUGGCUUCGUGCUCCAGGGGCUGCCAGCCCGCCAGAGGGUCCCAGCCCUCGCUCAGGUGGCAACACUGCUGAAAAGCAGAGUGAGCAGCACCCAGGCUGGCUGCUGGCAUCUCCCUGUAGGGGAAUGCACCCCGCGAGCUGCGCAUUGUGCUCCUGCAUCACCUCCAUGGCACACACACGACUGCCCUCGCCGUGCAGAGCUCCAGCCUCCGAGCAUCCUUCAGCAUCUGGCUAGCAGCACAAGCUCGGCUCGUUUCAGUUAGACCACAAACAUCCUGCUUUUGUUUGUCGCUAUCGCAGCCUGCCAGCACGGCUUUGCUACCAGCUGAUAAGCGCGCUGCGGCCCGGCAGGCACACGGGGAGAGCUGCCUAGGUGCUCCCUGCCGCCACGGAGGAACAUCCUGCCAGGAACAGUGCAGCUGAGGCAGCGCUGCCAAACCUGACAGAGUACAAACGACGGCAGCUUGCGGCUCUGGAACAGCCCAGCAUCACCCAGGGGGGCUGCCCAAUGCAUCCAGGGACCAGCACAGAGCUGGGGGUUGCCGGACACGCAGCUCCGACAGACACCCAGCUCCGACAGACUCCUUUUUGCUGUUCCCUGCUCCUGGCCCGCCCAGAAGACGCCUUCAUACAAGCCAAGCACCAUUUUUUAAACAAGCUCCUCCGGGGAGCACAGCUGCAGCUCGCCUGCCCGCGGGCCGAUCUGGAGAGGAGACCGCUGGCGCUGUGCUGCGUACGUGCGGUGCGCGAAACGGCAGCGCCAACAUCUGCCCGUGUUUGUGUGACCUUUGGAGCAGUGAUUCACCGAGCACAAUGACCGGAGUGGAUGGGAGGAGGAGAUCAGCUGCCCGCAGCGCUGCUGCAUGCAAAGGGGGCCUCAAGGUGUGAGCUGCGCACGGCCAUCACCUGGGCGGGAUCGGGGGCAUCCAGCAGCGUUUUCACCCUCAUCUGAUGAGUUUUUCAGCCAGGCUGAGGCACUUCACCAGGCACCAGAGCAGGAAUGGCUGCUUGGAUUUUUCAAGAAAGGCAUAUUUUGAAUGCUUUUAGUAAGAAGAUGUAAAUCCAUGAGCAUCUAGCACUUUUAGCUAUGCUAAGAUAUUUAUCCGUAACAAUGAUAUUGAAGACAAAAAGCAUAAUCAGUACAAGCUUUGAUUUUUUUAAAUCUUGUCCUUGGGGUGACAACCUGAUUAUCUGGCUCCAAUAAAACAUCAAGGAACCUUACAGUACUAAUUCACUUCUUGGUGUCCCUGCAAAUAAACCCCCAGCGCUCCAAAAGCAAUGCAACGUGGCUGCAUGACCAGAAGAGACAGAUGCAGACAAGCAAACGGACAGCCCGUCAGGGGAGCUGUGGUUUUUCAGGCUCCACGGGUACACACAGGACUAAGCAGAGCUACACCAACAGGCAGAAAAAGCCCAAAUCACCUUGGCCAUAUCUGCAUGUUUGUCCUAGGCUUGAGAAGCAACAGAUAGAAAACAUGGCACAGAAAGGACAGACUGCAGACAGAGCACGUAACAGCUCAGUAGAAGUCUUACUCACCGAACCCUCACCAUGCGUUACCUUGCUGUCAUAUUUCAGAUACACAGACUAGUGCAAACGUCUCAAAACAUUUAAAGGUAAUAAGCACCAACCUUGUUUUCCAGCACCAGUUGUUUUCUUUCUGAGCUCUCUUGCCCCACUGAAAUAAUGGAUUUAAGAAGUCUUGCAUUCAUUUGAUGCUGGUAGAACUGCAGCCCAAAACACUAAAACCUGAGCAGUGCCCUGCACAAGCUCUGCCAUGGCACGAGAAAGGCAACCAACCCCGGUCGCUUUGCACUGACACUCCAGCCUCCCUCGACUUUCACAUUUAUAGCUCAGACCAGUUUCGUCAGACGCACUAAUGAAAGGAACAGAAUUGCUGGUGGCAGUAGCUGGGGCAGGGAACAACUACUAGAGCUCAAGGGACGUCACCCUUGGGCCGGUACCUGCCCAGGUUCGUAGCCCCGGGCUCUGCAUCAUCCACCAAGCCCCCAGGAGGCGCAGGGUCAGCAGUUCUCAGCUAGCAGGGAGAGCUGGGCAAACUCUUUCCCAGCUUCUGCUGGUCCCUAAGAGCACUGAGGACUUUUGGCCCAGACAAGAUAAGGUGCAUUGCUAGAGACAAAACAUUUGAGUGCGUAACCCAAUACAGACAACCCACUUCAGACAUCGCAGCCAACUUCUCUCUGCCACCUCCUGCACCAGAGCCAUUUGUGGUACCAAAAAUGCCAUCACGUUUCUGCCAGGAGCUAUGUUUUAUGCUACGGGAGUUGCUGUGCCAGAACAGAUACAUGAAAUAUCUGACAAAAUUAAAAAGCAUCCUUUAUUCAAAACCAAACCAUUUAGUACAGCACAUCAACAUAAAUGGAGUUCUGAUGGUGGCAGGAUGCAAUAGCUUUGGGGGAAGGAGAGGCACCUGCACCAAACCAAAAACCUGACGCUCCCAAUGCCAAACUGGAUGUUUCAGAACUAUUUUAUUGUAUGUAGGGGUUGGUACAAUUUCCUUUUAUUUUCAGUCCUCUAAUGCAUAUAUAUACACAAAUACACUCCAGUUUUUAGCCUGGUCAGGGCCUUAUCUAAAAUUAGAUAAAUAAAUAGACUUCAACAUUUCAGCUAUAACAUUUACAGACAGGAGUUGUAGUUUUGAGUUCUAUUGAACAGACAGGGGACAAACAAAUAGCUAACAUAUCUUAAAAUUCAUUUCACUUUGCCAUGUUGUUUAAUGUGCAUGAUGGGUUUUGAGCACACAAUUACUGCUUGGUCAAUUUGGGAGGACUUAGCUUCAAGAACGGGCAAAAGCACCUGGCAGCACUACCCAGCCCUGCCCACAACGCUUCUCAGCAGCUCCAGCAGCCAACCUCUGACUGCUCAGAUUUGUGUUGUCUGUGCUGACAAUGAGAAGCAGCAUCCUAACACAUCUUCUCUCUAUCCCUCUCUCCCUUAUGCUUACUGUAUGCUCCAAGAUUAGUGAUUAAUUGAAUUCAGACUUCUUUCCCACACGCCUUUUCUUUUUUUUUCCUUUUGCUAUUGGCACCAUGAAACAUCUGUCAUGUAGUUGAGCACUGAAGAUUAAUAACCGAGUCCCCUUGCUGCAGGCCAUCUGACACAGAGCAGCAGGAGAGGUUUUGAUCCUAUUACAGCUUUACUGACGUAGGGAUUAAAAAACAAAAACAAACAAAAAACACUUUGCACAAAUAAAACUUCAAAGCACUUCAAGCAGUCAGCUCUCGCCCCUCCAAAUCAUUUUAUUAUGAUGCUAAUACGCACCCUGUCUGUGCUACAUACUUAACUGAACCUCCUCCUAAAUAUAAAUUACAGCUGCUUUGACUUUUUUUCUUAGAUGUGCUGAUACCCACGCUCAAUGAUUUAAUUUCACGUAACUUUCAUGUGUGUUUUUUUUUUUCCGCAAUUCUAAAAAGAAAAGAAUCCCUUAUCACAUUUUAAAAUUUGGGCUUCUGCCAGUUCCCUUAAAACAGCUACAAUUUGUGCCAAUUCAGUAAUUUUUAAUUACGAACUACUUCUCUUCCUGCUUAUUGCACUUUUAAUAAUAUCGUUCAAAUAGAUACAAUUGCCAACACUUAUUUUUCUCUAAUAAGAUCUAGUUUUACUGUGAACCAAGAGCUUACACAGGCAUUUGCAUUUCUUCCUGGUGUUCCAAAGUGCCUUCAACUUGCAAAAAAGCUAAACAACAACAAUGAAAAUUAAAAAAAAAAAAAAA